AUGAGCGACCACGACGUCUCCGUCGCCAUGGGAACCACCCACGACCCCGCGCACCCGUCGCAGACACACCACAAGACACACCGCAACAGCACAGUCAAUAGCCACGCCGCAUCCACCACGCACCGCAGAAAGGGCAGCAGCACACACGCACACCCAGCCGACACCAUUCAACACCCACACCCACACACCCACACACACGCCUCAGCAAAAGCGGCGCCAGGCAGUGGGGCGAAUGGCUCGUCAGCCGCACGCCCGCCAAAAGCCAAGGCAAGCACCACCAACUGUAGGCCACGCACUGCCAAGGCGGCUGCGGCCAGGGCCGGGAGCAGAGGAUCAAAUGACGAUGCAGCAAUGACCAGCACAUCCACUCAGAAGUCAAAGAAUACCACCACCGCACCCUCCACUGGCGCGAGUGAGAGUGCCGAGGCACUGGGCCGUUUGCUGCAGAACGCGCUGGCGGCACACACACGCACCACAACUGACCACAACAGCCACGAACCCAACAGCCACAGCCACAGCCACGAACCCAAUAGCCACAACCACGUGGACAGGGGAAUACACACUGUAGACAGCCGUAUAGGGCAGGGGGGGCAGCCACAGCACACGGCACCCUCAGGAACAAGCCCUAUGGACGGUGCUGGCGGACAGGUCAGUACAACGGGCACUGACACGAACGUCAGCAGGCAACUGGGUCAAGCGGGCGAACAGGCGAGGCGAGGCAGCGGUGACCAUGGCAACGACGGAUGGGUGUAUGGGGCGAAAGCAGAGUGGAGGCAAGGGGAGGCGCUUGAUGACGGAUGCGAUGACGGAAGAGCUGGCGACCAACAACUGCGCCGACGGAGCCAACAGUCCACGGACAGCACUACACAGGAAACUUCACAUGCACACACCUCAGCCCACGACGCACACAUGGACAACGCAAUAGCGCUGAGCAAGAACAAGAGCACAGGGGUGACUGCGAGUGUGGAUGGGCAGGGGAGGGAGGGGGCCUAUGUGUAUGCAGGAAGCAUGUCUGCUGCACACGACACACACAUGACGCCCCAGCAAGACGUUUACCAUCCCCACGAACAGAACCCAAACACACAGCAGCAGCCUUGCACACAGGCACAGCCCUACGGCAACAACACCAAACAGCAUAGCACUGUGGGCGAUAGCAAUACGCCCAAUACGACCACCGCCGCCGACCACAGACCGCAUGCAAAUGCUCAGCAGCACACACACACACACGCACCGUCACACACACAUUCUCACGCUCACGCACACAUAGGGCCUCACGAGACUCAUAGCACUGGCGCAGCGUAUGCGCACAUUCACAGUGGCAACAGUGGGGGCAGCCGCAGCAGAAAGAACAGCGAGCGAGACAGCGAUACAGGAGACGGCAAGAAGAUCAAGCGCAUCAGACGUCCGCCGUCAGAAAUUGAGCGUGCGUAUGUGUGCGAUGUCACGGAGUGUGACAAAGGCUACGGCAGUCAGGGUGCCCUGGAUCUGCACCGCAAAACCAAACACGACAUCAAGAAGGGCAAAGACCUGCACAGCCACUCGUCGGCGGAUCUCUGGUCGGGCUAGCCCGGGCGGUGUAAGAUUUAAAUAACUGGGACAUCAGCUGGGCGGUUUGCCGUAUAACGUACCGCCGCAAAUACUUUUUCCGAUACCGGCGGCUCCAACAAAGGAUACUGCCGCACUUCUUAGACAUGGCGAGUGGGAUAUUGAUGUAUAGUAGUGGGGAGAGAGAAGAUAUAUAGAGUCAUAUGCAGAGACAUAUGCACACACAUAGAUCACAAACGGAAGUAGUGAACAGACUCAAUAAUAAGCAAAUAUAGACUGGCGAAUCAAUACCAACGCAAAUAUGAACAUACAUGCAUCAGUCUAUGCCCCACAUUAAGACAUGGGCAGUAGCACAUAACAUAACUCAGUCUAGAGCACAGCCAAAUAACAUACAAAUACGCAC
This is a messenger RNA of Sphaeroforma arctica JP610, 1948 nucleotides long. RefSeq lists its product as hypothetical. The record is from RefSeq and is a predicted model, not a curated record. The transcript is spliced from 5 exons. Lineage: Eukaryota; Ichthyosporea; Ichthyophonida. Bases 1 to 1566 code for a protein of 521 amino acids.